Equus caballus (horse) is the source of this 1021-nucleotide messenger RNA. RefSeq names its product transmembrane protein 52 (gene TMEM52). Lineage: Eukaryota; Metazoa; Chordata; Mammalia; Perissodactyla; Equidae. The record is from RefSeq and is a predicted model, not a curated record.
GCGUACGGCGGGGCCUCCAUAAAGCGGCUCAGCGCCGGCACCGCCUCCCCGUCCGCGCCGAGUAUGUUCGUGGGGCCGUCGCCCGCCCGCGGGCUCCUGCUGCUGCUGCAGUCGUUCCUGCUGCUGCCGCAGGUGGCGCUGGGCUUCGCAGACGGCAGCUGCGACCCCUCGGACCAGUGCCCGCCCCAGGCCCGCUGGAGCAGCCUGUGGCACGUGGGGCUUAUCCUGCUUGCUGUCCUCCUGCUGCUGCUGUGUGGGGUCACGGCCAGCUGUGUCCGGUCCUGCUGCCUCCGGAAGCGGGCACACACUCAGCCACACCUGCCCUCCACACCUCAGCCUUGCGACCUGACAGUCAUUCCUGUGGACAGCGACAGCCCCGUGCACAGCACUGUGACUUCCUACAGCUCCGUGCAGUACCCGCUGAGCAUGCAGCUGCCCCUACCCUUUGGGGAGCUGGACCUCGACUCCAUGACCCCUCCUGCCUACAGCCUGUACGCCCCCGAGCUGCCACCCUCCUACGAUGAGGCUGUCAAGAUGGCCAAACCCAAACAGGAAGAGCCACCCCCCUCCCAGUAGCCCAGCCCCUUGGGUAGGGCCUCAGGCCUAGGGGACCCAGGAGCUGGGCCCCAAUGCCCCACAUCCCCGGCUGUAGCCCUGAUGCCCCUCAAAGGAGGGAGAGAGCUCUCCUGAACCUCCCUGUGCUCAGGGAGCACUUGGAGCCGGGGACCCCCAGCCCACCCCUACCAUCCUUCCCCCGGGAAGGCCAGCCGUCCAGCACAUUGCUGCAGCCCUGGCCUCGUUGCUAUGUAACGCCGGGCAGCCGAGCCAGCCAGCCCUGUGUUGGCCACACACACACGCACACACACACACACAGCAGGCUGCUGUGUUCAGCCCCAGCCCCUACCCAUCGCAGCAGGCCCUGGGCCCAGAGGAGGCCCCAAAAGCCUAAGCCUCAGGGCUCAGGGCUGGCUAUGAUGUCCGCAGCUCUUUGGAGAGAGAAUAAAGUUUGUAUCUAAGUGGU